CGCCAAAAAUUGAAAGAACGCUUGGCCAGCGACUCAAGGCUCGGGAUCAUGGAGGCCUCUGGCGCGGACAACAUGCAGACGGAGCUGUCGGCGGAUGAUUCGGCAUCGCAACUGCCUUAUCAAGGGCACGCAAGUGCUUCAGCUAACGCGCAGGAGGCAGAGCUCAACGUUAUGGACGAAAGGAAGAGACAAGCCUCUCGGCACCCGACGGCGCAGCGAGUGCGCACUGUCCGUUUAACAACGCAGGUGCAUCCGGAUAUGCUGAUACCGUAUCUGUACGGUGAGCGUGGUGGCCGCAGCAUCAACGCGAUAGUAAGCGCUACAGGCUGCACCGUCGACUACUGCGCAUUGUCGCCCGAUGAGCCUGAGCGGUCGCCACAGAGUCACAGCUAUGUUAUGAACUUCCUGGUGUCGGCUGGAUCCAGUGAGAUGCUGGAAGAUGCCACGAGACAACUAAGGAAGCUGGUGAACAGAGUGCAGGUUCAUCUACAGACGAAGGCGAGAAGCAUGCCAAAAGAACAAGAGGAGAUGGACUUCUACGAGGUGGACACUACUAGAGGACGGCGUGGAAUGAUAUCGCCCAGACUGUCAGGAACUGAAGCUACUGUGGCUGCGAUGGAAUCGAAGAGAGAGGCCAUACUAGACGAGAGGUGGAUUAAUGGAGAGCCUGAUGAUGACUGGGACGUGGCUCCGAUGCAGAGAGUGUAUUAUGCCCCGAGAGUUCGUCGAGAGCAGCCGAGAUAUAUGGAAGUUGCUGACUUGGAAGCGGAUGAGAAGACUGAGUUUGUGAUGACAGGGAGGCGCACUGCUGAAAACUCCGCUGGAUCUGAGGCUCCGUAUUUGCAGAGAGGACAGUCUCCUCACCACUUUGUUACUCGUCGCAGGAUGCGUCGCUAUCCUGAUCAGUCGCGAUGGAUGCGAAGAAGUUACCAUGCUCAAAUGCAGGAAGCAGGGUAUGCGAUGUAUGCAGUUGCACCCCCACAGGGAGGAAAUGAACAGACUCAGCGGAUUCGACAGCCGCGGCAUAUUUAUCAAGGAGCUGCGAAUCGUUUGGCGCAUCCAGAGUACAGUCAGUCUUACAAUGGCCCAGACUCUGAAAAUAAUGCCGCGUUUCCUGACGAGACAGCUGAUCUCACAAAUGAGAACGCAGGCGCAAAUGAAUCACUGGAAUUUGUUGACGUUCCGGAGCUGCACCAACCCGUGCAUCGUACGCAUCCUCGUCGAAGCCUUAAGCGCCCGAUUAGCAAAAUGCGGAGCGAGGGGCCACCUCCACCACCUAUUUACCGGCAACGAAUGCCAUAUAUUUAUGACUACGAGUAUGAUGAAGAUGAUGAAUGGAUGACUGAAGACGAGGAAAUGGCUGUUGCGUAUGGCUAUCCUCAACAGUUUCGCCCUGUGGAGAUACCUGUUGUACAUCGACGACGACGAUUUGAUAGUGUAAGUUCCCAACAAUGGAGUAGUUCUGCUUGUCGCGGACACCCUCAGAUGUACAAACGGCGCCGAGUUCAACGAGGUGGCCCCUCGCUUGAGAAUGAUACAAAGGUUGACCCAGACUUUGAAGCACCAGGUCGCGAGCAUGUAAUUCCUCCGGGUUCUCGUACAAGAACGUCGCUUAUGGGUCAGCUUGACGAAGUUGCACAAAACCCAAGUAUGGAGGCGGAUACUGGACAAGCAACUAGUGUACAAAUUCCCACUGAAGACGGAUCGCCGGUGUCGAGUGCGAGUGAUGCUAAUGCUGACAGCGCUGUAGUGGAUGGCGAGAACCACGAUGCUCCUGAUAAUGAGAAUGUUGCAAUGGAAAAACCUAGUGAAGCACAGAUUGACGCCACCCACCAGAAACCAGAUAGCCUGGUACAAGACCCUGCGUUAGAACAGAACAACAUGAGCUCUACCGGUGGCGUGGCUCAGUCUGCCAAUGACAAGACAUGGGACGAUGAACAUCACAUAACUGUCGGAUCUAACACACAGAGUGAAGUGAUGCCGUUGACUCCGAUCGAAGAGACGGCUACCGCUGUGUCGCCGCAGAGAUCUGUCGCCGGUUCGAGUUCCUUUACAAGGAAAUCCCCAGAAAGCCGUGUUGCGAGCCCUCCAUCUUCUACUACAAACGGAGCCGACAGCAGCGUUCUACUAGAGGUGGAGAGUGCGCAUGUCAGAAGGAGUGAGUCAGCUGAAGUAGCCUCCAACGGUCGUGAAUGUUCGCCAGAGUAUCUGCUACCUGUUGAGACGGCCAUAGCUCCUGGGGCUGGCUCUGAUGAAUUGCAGCAUACUCAAGCCACGAUUGAGAUUUCUCCUCCUGUUGAACAUGUCGUGACUGAUACCAUUCGGAUUAAUAAUCAUGUUAUUGCAUCGUUGGAGCGCGCAAAUAAGGUGGAAUUGGAUUUCACGGUGGCCAAAACGUCAUUGUCAGUACAAGAAGACAAGUUUCGUCGACUAGAAAACAGCAGUAAAUGCCACCGCAGACUGGAAGUUCUGUGCGGCAUCGUGUACGAUCUUCAAUGUCAACUCAGCUCUCGCUCGUGUGGUAUGAAGGAAUCUCGCAAGCAUGAACUGCUAGAAAAGCUUGAUAGCUUCGUGGACACUCUGUUCACAGAAAGCGAGCAGACGCUGGAAGAACGAGUUAUUGCGCUACAGACCGGAUUGGAGCAUGUUCUUGCUGCAAACGCACUCUCAUUCUCUAACCCGAUUGCUAAAAGCAAGCCAGUAGCAUCUAGCGCUCCAAACACCGAGUCUCACGCGACAACCCAGAAGCCCAUUGAACAGAAUCACGGUAAGAACGAUGACACAGUUGGUAUGGACUGGGAGGAAGAUGGUUGGUUCGAAGAGAGUGCACCUGUUGACCCGGCUAGCGAUGAUCAAGAAAGUUUUGUGGCACAUAUCUCUCCAAAGAAAAGCAACUUGAAAUUCGAAGGUGAUUUUCUGGCGGUCAAGCUGGAAGAAGGAGCUUCUCCGCGCUGGCCUCGAGAACUACCACCAUUUGUUUGGUCUCUUUUGGCUCGCGUGAUCUCUUCUGACCCGCAAUCGUACGUUAUGAGAGCGACGCAUAAGCGACUUAUGGACGAAAUUGCAAAGGGCGAUCCGUACUACUAUCUGCACCCGACGAUCAUAGCCAAGGAAACCGAUACGUCUUCGCCAUUGCCGUCAUCGCCCUCUCCGCCGUGUGAAUUCGGAUGUCGAGGCGCCUCAGCGCUGAAAUGGGAACGCAAACUGGUGUCGCAGAUCAGUUCGCGCAUGAAAUCCUUUGACAACGUGGCGUACUCUUUGGCCCGUAGCAGUGGAGGCAAGGAGGUCCUGAAUCGCAAGAAGAUGAACUCGAUUAUCCGAAAGUUGCAUCUUGUAGCGAUGCAAUUGCACUCUUUGGUGUCGCAUUUGUAUUGUGUUAAGGGUCAAGCGACGUGUAAAGAGGUUGACUCGCUACCGGUUGCGUUGAACAAUUCUCACUUCGAGAGGAAGAUGGGCGUGUACAAGUCAAGACUCAAGCUGGUGGUGCCGCACAAGUACCAGCAACAGACUCAGCAGCAGACCGGCGCAAGUGAACCGGCCGAAGAGCUACUGCGAGACACAUACGAGUUCUUCCCCGAGCUGCUUCUUUGCGUUGAUAUCUGGGGAUACAAUUAUCGUGAGAGUCAGGCCAAGCGUCACAACAGUAAGAGCUUACUGGGUGACCAACUUACUGGUUCUGGGGCACUCUUCCCGCUCGGUUUCUUCCGUCGAGUGGAGAGUCUAGCGUUUGACUUUGAGCACGAUAGCAACGGUCUGCUGCGUUGUAUUUGUGACGAACUGCUAAACAUCGUGUGUCUGUGGAACGAUUUCAAGUGGACAGACAAUCUGGAGACUGUGGCAUUGGAUCGAGUGAUAUCUUUCGAGACAGAUGUGACGGGUAGUAUUGUUAAGAUUCUGGAGCUUUAUGCGCACCACCUUCAAGCGCUCUGGGCAGUACGCUUGUUGGAUGAACCUGAGCAGCUCCGAAGCGUCCACUUAACGCAGUUCAACGCGUACUACAGUGACGGAAGUCAAGGUAGUUUGAACACGACUGUCGAUGCUCGGUCACAAGCAGCGAAGAAUCCGGGCGAUGGGGUUAAUCCUGAUAGGAAUACUAUUGAUCGGUUGGUGGCAGACGAAAUCGUUGAACAGCGCCUUGCCGAGGAGUAUUGGAACCGCAAGGUCACAGCGCUGUCUGUUCACAAUCCAGACAAUGACGCUAUGGACGUGGACGACACCGACGCUCAGGUUUUGAGUGCCGAGACGAUUUCUUCAUGGGACCAGCAAACAAUGGUGUCUUAUUUAUUGCGCUGGAGCGAUGUGUAUGCGAUUCGUAGCGACGUGAACGCGCUCUCUGCUGUCACUAACCACAUGCUGAAGCACGAAGUGCAGAAGCACAGGUUUAUGAGUGGCGAUGGGAGUAGCGAACCAAUUGGAAGUAAGGCAGCGGUGGAUUCGGCCACGAGGCAUCUUCUUGCAGCUGUGAGUCGCGCGCAAAUGUUGAUCCGGGACGCUUUGAUUGGGUCUGAAAAGCUCGCGCUCCACUCUGCAUCCAACCAGCUUCCGGAUGAGCGAAAACACUCGAAUAGUGCUGAAACAAGCGAGGCAAGCGGGGCAGCUCAGGACACAUGCUCUGUCAGCAAUAAGGCUUCCGAAGAUACGUCGUCUGCCGCACACACCGACGCUGUCGCGGAUGCUGAAUCGUCUUUGAAUGUCGAGGAAUCGUGCGUAGACAGCAACACCAAGGAAGAUGCAAACUUAGAAGCGAGUAGACCCCAAGAACAGCCUGAGCUGAAGGACCUGAUUCAGUUGCUGGCGGUCACGAAGCAGGACAUGCAGGAGCUUUGUGGCCACCGACCGCGGUCUGCUCGCAUGCGCGAAAAGGUGCAGACGCAAUCAGUGCAACUAGCGCGACAAACGGUCGAGAUUUUUCGCAAUAUCCGGAACAUGUACGAGUCACAGCGUCGAUGAUGACGCUAGAUCUAUCAUCUUCGCAUGCCGCUAUAACUACUACGCAUCCAGCGAUCGAAACAGUAUCAUGAGCUUUGUCGUGUAGCGCUCGUCUCCCAGCGGGUCCCAAGUGUUCUCGUCUCUUCCAUACAAAACAUUCUCUGCAAGCACAACAGUGUUGUUACUCUGAAACAGCGGAGAGCCACUCAAAGUUACUGCAUCCCAAACGUCUGUGGCAAUCCAAGCCGGUACCUCAGUCAGCAAAGUGAACUCCAGCGCCAAGUACGAGACGUGGAAGUGUGUGCAAUGGAUUUUUCGAAAAUGCUAAGUAUGUCGGACCUACUUCACGGUUAAAAUAAAACGUCAUCUUCGCUACUAUUCUAGGAAUUAACUCGGCAGGAUAGACACGGGGGUUGAAGGGGGUAGUUAUCCUUCUGCAUCUUCAAUAGCGUUGCCUUAUAGUACGCUUGGACCAUGUAUCGUGUGGCUCCCAGCUCUGUGCCAAGUCCCCAAGCCCACGUUAUCCAUCGCAGCUACGAAAGCGACAGUCGUGACUCGCUUACUCGCCGUCAAUACGCGUUCCUAUGGAUGUUCAUGGUGCUCCUUCACGCGCUGUGCUCGACCUUCUUGAUCUGUUCCGCUAAACUAUACUGGCUUAUGGAAAAUGAAUACCUCGACUAUUUUGCUGGUCUGCUUGCUUCAGAACGAGAUCGACAUUUUCGCGUUGUAGGCACUACAUUAGGUAUUCUCGGGGCAAUUCAUGGGCUGCAGAUGCUUUGUCACCUCAAAGCUGCAACAUUUGCUCGAAGAUUACGCGUCAGGCCAUUGAAUGUAGGAUCAGCCAUGGAAACACUCUUGAAACUCGUUGUAAAAUCCUUUACUCGACUUGGAUAUCGUUGGGGAUUGUUACGAAAUGCUGGGAGGCGAACUGGAUGUUCGCAUAGUUUACGCGAAUGUGACCAAAGUAACGAGCAUUUCACUCGAAUGUUUGCUCUUCGUAAGACUUUGGAGAUCGCAACGCAAGUCCCGAACGGAUAUCUGUACAGCACGCUAGUGGCUCGAUCUUGGAUCAAUCACGCGAAAGUGGCGCUGAUAGUGACAAACUGCUGGUCUGCUUUCAUAAUCCACCAAAUGCUGCUUAAAAGUGAUCCUGAUGGUCGGCAGGUUGCUCCUCCAUUGACAAAAUCCCGUACAUCGAUACGCUUGUUGGCAGUCACAGUGGAUGCAGCACUAGCGACAGCAACGGCUAUCAUUCUACCAACCGCUAUCUUUAUGCCGUAUGCCUUACAGUUCGAUGUUAAGAACCUCAGUUUUCCCUAUACAAUGCUCUAUGGAGACACAGCAUUCCCUAACCUAGUGUUAGAGAAUCGAGCGUUUUUCUUCAUGUCCUGGGCGAACUCAACGAUGAAGUUUGUACCUCAUCUAAGUGUGUUUAUGUGUCUGGAAGCAAUAGCUGCCAUGCUUCAUUCCUCAGACUUACCUGACACAACCACGACAACAAAACGAUCUCUUCCAGAACCACGAGUUGUCAGAUCGAGUAUCAGGCGAUCUAUCAUCGCGCUAGCAUCAUACCGUGCGUUUUUGCGGGCUUCUGGGCGCGUUCAGAACUCAGCAAGAAUUUUAUUUCGAGUGCAUCGCGUCACGAUCCCAAUGCUCUUACUGAUUACUGGAGGUAUCGUACUUGGCCUGCAUCUUUCGUCACAGUAUGGAGCUGUAGCUGGAGACGUAGCAAAAAUGGAGAGCCUGUGUAUGCAGCGUAUGCAUCCAUGGCUUGCGUCAAAUUUUAGCUGCGCAGUGGUAAGGUACAAUUGCUACAAGGAAGGAGUAACGAGUCCGUCUGUAGAGGUGUUAGGCUGGUUGGAACGUGAAGCAGUGCGCAAGAUCAUAUUCAUGCAUUGUUCAGCGUUUACUAUGCCACCGAUCAUUCGCGAAUUUUCCUCUCUUAUGGGCGUCGAGCUCUGGAACGCAACACUUGUGGAUUGGGCUGAAGAAGCUGCUGUAUCGGCUGAGUUGCAUCCUAUGAUGCUCUUUGCGCUCUUCAUAUACGUUAAUAUGACGGGUAUCCCACCUGGAAUUCUACAAACUCCGCUACCCAUACAACUGACGGAUCUGGAAUUUAGUCAUACAAAUCUCACGACAAUUCCAGAAUCCGUUGUAGAACCCUGGAACGGUAUGGAAAUCAUGUUCAUUGAGCACUCACAAAUAAACCCAUUUCCGAGUGUACUCAUGCAACUUCCGGUUCUGAGCGAUAUCUCGCUUAUCGACAACGAGAUAGAAACAAUACCCGACGAUGUGUUCCUGAAUGGAGCCUCAAGUUAUUUCUACAGCGUCGCGCUGUCUAAGAAUCCACUACGAAAACUACCUCAAGGUCAAAACUUAAAUUUUGAUAUAUCGUACUUAGGACUGGAGUUCACUCUGCUGACAGAGGUGCCUGACUGGAUUACCACGAAUGUUUGGGAUGCUGUGUCUUUGGGUGGUUCUCCACUGUGUCAAAUGAAAAGAAAUGUCGAGCUCGCUGAUAACGUUUUGUGUGGAGAAGAUGAGAACGCUUGGGACCCGCUUGGAGGCGAACGCUAUCCCAUAAAGCUUGUUGAACCCUUUCGAUCACUCGAUGCGUAGUACAUUUGGACAUAUUAUCAUGCAGGAUAACCCGUACCGUACCAUCUUGAAAAAAAAAACAAACAGAAAAA
Molecule: messenger RNA, 7619 nt
Organism: Phytophthora nicotianae INRA-310
Lineage: Eukaryota; Oomycota; Peronosporomycetes; Peronosporales; Peronosporaceae
Exons: 2
Coding region: 49-4950 (1633 amino acids)
Source: RefSeq, a predicted model, not a curated record